Catharus ustulatus (Swainson's thrush) is the source of this 6592-nucleotide messenger RNA. RefSeq names its product protein tyrosine phosphatase domain containing 1 (gene PTPDC1). Gene Ontology annotation, molecular function: protein tyrosine/serine/threonine phosphatase activity. The transcript is spliced from 10 exons. Bases 2338 to 4947 code for a protein of 869 amino acids. Gene Ontology annotation, biological process: protein dephosphorylation; cilium assembly. The record is from RefSeq and is a predicted model, not a curated record. NCBI's taxonomy places the organism in Eukaryota, Metazoa, Chordata, Aves, Passeriformes, Turdidae.
GCACCCUGUACCAGGGCCUCCCCACCCUCAGAGAGAAGAAUUUCUUCUUUAUAUCUGGCCUAAACCUGCCUCUGACAGUUUAAAGUCAUUAUCUCUCAUCCUGUCACUGUCUGCCCAGAUAAAAAAAAUCCUUCUCCCACCUAAAGCACUGGAAGGCUGUAAAAUCUGGCGCUCGUGCAAGGGAAGAAAGGACCCUGAGCAAUUUGGAUGAAAAAAUGAAGGCAAAAGUUUAAAGGUUCCAUACCUCACUUUAUGGAUUAUCCCCAUACAGUUAUUCAGUUACCAGCUUGGCUGGAAUCAGGAAAUGCUCAGAAAACUUGUCUCCAAAGCACACUUCAUACUGGGGUAACAUCACAGUGCAGAACCCGUGGGAUUCCCAAGCUACCCAGGAGCUGCUGAGAUGCUCAGGAACAUCACAGAUGAAACACACCUUGCCCUCGGCCCCCAGGAAUCCCAGGAACACAGGGAAGAGGGCAGAACCUUAUAAGAAGUGUUUUGGAGCUGGGAGAGGAGCAGGGCACUGUGGUCCUUUGCCACACGGUGGCAUGGGCUGAUGUUAAAUCAGCUCCAGCCAGGAAAGGUCUGGGCAGACCUGGGGCAGCAGGCUCAGCUUCCCUGGAGCUGUUCCUUCAGUGUCAGGCUCCAAUUCAGCGCGGUAGCCUUAGACAGACUCACUGUGCUCCCAGGAUCAUCGCUCGACCCCAAGCCACGCUUCUGGGAAAACAAGAAGUUUCCCUUUGCCCUUUUCACCCCUGGAGUUUUUCUCACCAAGAGCUCCUUUCCAUGGCUGUUUCUGGGAGUCUGCACUUCAUGGACAGCCUCACCAAGUUUUCUGCUGGUUCUGUUCAUUCUUGGAAGUAAAAACCCCGUACAAUUCAAAACACAACAUUUCUGAGCAUUCCAGGAGCACAGAUUUCUCUGUGUCAUGGUCCUGAGGGGUUGUCCCCACUCAGCUUCUGACAGAAACAGCCUUGCCCCCUUUGCAGCACUGCACAGGCACAAGUGUUUGUGCAGCUGCACCACGAGCCCAACCAAGGACACACUGUGGUAAACCUCAUCUUCUUCCUUAUUUCGGACAAAAAAUGAGCAAAGCCAGCAUUUAUCUUCAUGCCUUUGUGGUUGCAUUUCUACAACAAAACAAAGAAAGCUUUGUGCUUUCUUCUACAAAUUUUACAAAUUCUUUGUGAAGCAUACAAAAGAUUGUUUAUUCGUGUAAUUAUGUAAAGAGAAACACAAAUUUCGGGAACAGAUCACAUGGUGUGAUCACAGCCAUGCUCAGCCUUCCACCCCAAGCCAGCCAAACCCUAAACACAUGAGAAUGAUAAUUGAUGGCAAAGGCACAAAUCUCACUCUGUGGGACUGAACACUUAACAUGUGCUCUGCAGUUCAUGUAAAAAAUGAAACUUGUGAAUUUUAAUAACAUCUUCUCAUAGGCACAUAGAGAGAAAUCCUAUUCAGAUCUUUUAGAGGAAGACAGAAGGAAGAAUCACAAAACCUUCUUAACUUUUUUUAGUUUAUGAACCAAUAUAAUUGUAGAAAUAUGUUAUGCUGCCAAAAAUCAAGACAUUUAAGACACUUCAGUACUAAUGGGACUGACACAUUUUAAGAAAAGAAAAACCCUCUCUCCUUUGUGAUACCUCCUUCAGCUUAGCAGAAGGGAGCAACAGAAUUCUUUUCUGCAUUUCCACAAAGUUCCCAAACCUGUCUUUGCCUUUAAAAAAAUGUAAAUCAGAAAUAUGUAAACUCUGCUAGUGUUUAAGUAAUUUAUAUACUAUGGACACUAAUUCCAGGUGUUAAUGUAUUAAUGUGGCUAACGAGACAGACAAAGAAUACUGCCGAAAAUCUGCAAGUACUUUGAAAACCACACCUUAGACUUCCCAAGCGUGUUAGCAGGCACUCGUUCCAAUAACACCCUGCUGACUCUCGGACAGAUGUUCCAGCCCAGCCCACUGAUGUGUGCAGAGGUUUAUGGCUCUCACUUCUCCUUUAAUCAACGACUGUAUAUUCAACUCCAGGAUUAAAAUAAACCAUUACGAACCUAUUCUGCUCUGCAUCCAAGACCUAAAUGCCUUUCAUGCCUAUCAAAAUACUUUAGCUAAGCCUCUCAAAGCCCCGACUGAUGUCUGUGUGGCAUCUCCUCCAUAAAAUCCCUACCGAGUUUUAACACAUUGAUGGUGCAGGGGGAUGCAGCUGAAACCUUCGGGGUGUCAGUGCACCUAUAGGCACCAUUCACCUGGAAAACAUGGUCAUUUGGACAUUUUCAUUUAAUUUCCCGACCUCCGACCACUAAAAUCCAAUGGCCCACAAUUAAACAUUAAACCGUGUCAGUAAAACAGCAUGAAAAUACAGACACACCCAAACACAGACACGCAAACACACACACAGAGACACAUUCCUGCCCCAGACCCUCAGCUGCCGUUCUCUUUCCCCGCUCCCGCCUCUCCCGAAUCCGCUCCCAGCCCUCCCCUGCAUCCCUCUCCUGCUUCCCCUGCUCCUGCCCUCCCCGAUCCCGCAUGCGCGCUCCCCGCACACCGCCGAGCCCGAUCCCGCCUCUCGCGGUCUAGCUUUUUCCCUGCCCCGCCGGUCCCGAUCCUGCUGCUCCUGACCCCGCUCUUCCCGAUCCUGACCCCGCCGUCCCGGUCCCGCCUCCCCUGUCCCCGGUCCCUCCCCGCGCAUGCGCAGCGGGCACAGCAGUGCCGGCGGAGCGGCGCGAGCGGCCCUGCAGGUACUGCAAUAGCUGCAGGAGUUUUGCUGCAAAAUGAGCAACCAUACUCCUCGCUGAUAGAGAGCAGUGUGUAUCUGGCAAAUAUGAGUUCAGGGAGCUCGAGGCGCCCCACGGCCAAGUACACGAAGGUGGGAGAGCGGCUGCGCCACGUCAUCCCUGGGCACAUGCAGUGCUCCAUGGCCUGCGGCGGCCGUGCCUGCAAGUACGAGAACCCUGCGCGCUGGGCCGAGCAUGAGCAGGCUCUCAAGGGCCUCUACUCCUCCUGGAUAACAGAUAACAUCCUGGCUAUGGCUCGACCCUCAACAGAACUAAUUGAAAAGUACAACAUUAUUGAGCAGUUUGAAAGAUGUGGCAUAAAAUCCAUAAUUAACCUUCAACGUCCUGGGGAGCAUGCGAGCUGUGGGAACCCCCUGGAGCAGGAGAGCGGCUUCACCUACCUUCCUGAAGCCUUUAUGGAGGCUGGCAUUUAUUUUUAUAAUUUUGGAUGGAAGGAUUAUGGAGUGGCAUCUCUCACGACUAUCCUUGACAUGGUAAAGGUGAUGUCUUUUGCCCUGCAGGAGGGGAGGGUGGCUGUUCACUGCCAUGCAGGACUUGGGAGGACAGGUGUUCUAAUAGCUUGCUACUUAGUUUUUGCCACCAGAAUGAGUGCUGACCAAGCAAUUCUGUUUGUCAGAGCCAAAAGGCCCAAUUCCAUCCAGACACGGGGGCAGCUGCUGUGUGUCAGGGAGUUCUCCCAGUUCCUGGUCCCCCUCCGCAACGUCUUUGCGUGCUGCGAGCCCAAGGCACAUGCAGUCACCCUGUCCCAGUACCUGACCCGCCAGAGGCACCUGCUCCACGGCUACGAGAGCAGGCACCUCAAGCACGUGCCAAAACUCAUCCACCUGGUGUGCAAGCUGCUGCUGGAUAUGGCUGAGAACAGACAGGUGGUAGAGGCAGAGCUGCUGGACAUCCCAGACCUCUCAGCUGAGAUUGAGAAGACCGUGUCCCAGCUGGAAUCCACGGAGCUUGAGCGGGAUCUGGCCAGGCACGACAGCGACGCGUCGGACUCGUCUCACACCCACUCCUCUGCUCUCGACACCCAGGACUCGCACUUCUCCCUGGGACAUGAAUGUGAUUCCUUUUGUAAAAGAAGGAAUGUCGAAUGCCUUCAGCCUCUUACUCAUCUGAGAAGGCGUCUGAGCUACAGUGAGUCAGACCUAAGGAGAACUGAGUUUCUUUUAGAACAGGAUGACACUGCCUGGACAGUGCCUGCUCAGAUCUUAGUGAACAACAAAGUCAAGCAGAAUAGUGGGGAGGAAAGUUCUGACACAGGUGAGGCAAAGCCACAGCUGGAGUUAAACAAAGAAGCAUUAGUGCGUAACACGUGCAUGUUCUGGAGUCAAGGGAGAUUUAGUUUGGAUGGACGAAGGGAUGGCUCCUAUCACAGAAGGAACUCUACCAAAGAAGUACAACGCAGCAGGACCUUUUCCUCAGGCCUCGCAUCCAUCCACCAUCCCAAGGAACCUGAGAUGGUGAGGCACAGCUUUGCCAACGAGACUGCUCACAGGAAAGACCACAAGACCAAUAUAUAUGGCAGGAGAGUCUAUCUCUCCGAAGACUCUGACUCUUCUUCUUCCUCUUCCAAAGUGAACUUUUCCAUUGGAUAUGAAAGCCAGGGUAGUAGGGAGGUGUCAGAGACAAUUCCACACAUUGUUCUGCAGUCAGAAUUAAGUUUGGAAGCCCGAAGAGUUUUGGCAGCCAAAGCACUUGCAGAUAUAAAUGAAUUUCUGGGAGAGGAUGAAGUGAAGCAGAAGGUAGAAAUGUGGCAGAAAGAACUGAAUUCUCGAGAUGGAGCUUGGGAUAAAAUCUGCACCGAGAGAGAUCCUUUCAUCCUCUGCAGCUUGAUGUGGUCAUGGAUAGAGCAGCUGAAAGAACCUAUUAUAUCCAAAGAUGAUAUUGACAUGCUGGCAAAAAAUUGCACAGAAUCCCAGGAUGCACUCCACUUGCUGAGAAAGGAGCAGUAUCAGACCAUCCUUUGUAUUUUACACUGUGUGGUGAACCUGCAAGUGCUGCCAGCUGAUGUGGAGGAGGCCUUACUUGCUCGUGCUAUUAAAGCUUUCACUAAGACAAGCUUCAAUUCUGAGAAUGGGCCAUAUGUUUACAAUACCUUGAAAACUGUAUUUAAACAAGCACUGGAAGAAAAAAGGAAAAGGAGUAAAGAAGGACUAGAGAAUCCUUCUUGAUUUCUACACAGCUCUGCCGAAGCAUUAGAUGGGCCUACAAAAUUAUUUUGCAUUUUCCAGACACUGUAUUUUGUUCUACCUGGCAUGAUCUACCUAACUUUAGGUCAUAGAAGUUCUUAACAAAUAAUUUUAUUUUUUUAGAGGGAGUGUUAGUGGCAGUUGUUCAGUCUCCAUAGCUUCAAAGAAGAGCUCCAUGUGACCAUUCUCUGUAGCAUUUUGUUCCAGGUACAGGUUUUUUAUCUUGCGAAGUGUUCUCCUGUUCUCAGACGUGUUUAUUGAUUUAGAAACCUCUGUUAUGGGCAAGAAGCAUUCUUUUCAAGUCAUGCGAUUGCCAUAAGUUCAGUGCCAUGAUCCCCAAAGGUUUAAUGGAUUGAGUUAAUAUUUAUGUAUUACAUAUGUUUAUAUUAAUAAUAUUUGAUUUCACUUUGCAGAAAAUAAAUACUGACUGAACCUGUGAAACUGCUUUUGCUUUCAGAAAUUUUGAAGUAAGACCAACAUUAAUAAUGGAUAGAUUGACAGAUCUUGAGAUCUGUUAUUGGCAGCAGACAAUAUUUUUCCUUCAGAUCUCUUACAUAAUUGUAGCCAAAGUAUUUCUAGAAGGUGUUGCAGUAGAGAAAUGCACUGUAUUGAGCAGUAGUCAUCAAGCCCUAAUUCAGACUUUUUUUGGCUGAGAAAGCUUCAAACUGUUUUUAACAGAAAAUUGAUUGAGGCAUUUUAAGUGCUUUGAAUAAGAGUAAAAUUUUACUUUAUUAAUUAAACUUCUAUUGCUCUUAAGUGAAAAAACACUUCAUAAAGAAAUCUUCAUAAGGAUAUGAUUCUGUCCAUACUUACAUCCAGCAAAUACUUGCAUAAAGAAGUGUGAUAUAAUAAUGCUAAAAACCCGUUAAUCAAAACCUUACUAGCUGCAAUAUACUUUGCAGAAUCAUCUUUAUCUAAUAAAACAGAAACAGCUGGGUCAUCAUCCUAACACAGUUUUGGAUUACAGACUUAGGAUCUGGACUUGAAUGCCAGUUUGCAGAAUGAGCAGUUCAUCCAGUUUGAUAGAUUUAAGUAGUUAAACAAGAAUCUAUCCUUUUCAGAAAUAUUUUUAUUCAUUUCUGUAAAUGACUAACAUUUAGAGUUAAAAAUAGACCAGUUUGAAAUACAGGUAAUUUAUACAUGCCUCAAUUGUUGGAUGAUUUUAUAUCAAAUUCAAAUGAAAACAGCUACUUUGGUAGAAUCAUCCUAAAAUAGGCACCCUUCAAAGGAAAAUAUCACAUGUGAAUCACAAACAAAAUCCAGCUUUGCAAAGAGGCAAGGCACACAAGAGGCAGUUCCGUGUUAGCAUUAGCAGUCAGACUAAGUCAAAUACCAUGUUCUAAUCUACUAAAUGCUCCUUCUUCCGUGUCUGCUUUGGUGCUCUUCUAUCUCACACACCCAAGAGAUUCACAUACUGCAGCCCUGAGUUAAGUUUUUGCAACAUUGAAAUGGCUGUGGUCGGUACCAUUGCUGGGGAUAAAUUACUAGAGAACUAAAGAAAAUGUGUGCACCACCCCAGGCUGGACUUGAAUAGGCACAGGAAUUUUGGAAAGAUGAGAACAAGGUAGCAGACCAAAUAGAACAAUGUAAAAAUCAACUGAAAAUAAAAGGAGGAAACGGUAAACGA